CUCUCCCCCACACUAAUCGAAUCUAGAUAACUACUGGUCUUCACAUAUCCUCAGGGAUAAGGAGUACUUAAUGAACAUUGAGGGCAUUCACCUUCGCAGUGCAAAACAAAUAAAGCGCUGUUUCUCUUGACACGUCGCAAAUGAACCCGCAACCUCCCCAGUAUGAUAAUGUACAGCGCCCGCUUGGUCGCGCAUCAUUCCAAGUCCCAACAGAAGCAAGCUUGGCGCGAUCGCAACCCGGAAACUUGCAGCGCCCAAUCAGCAACUCACCGACUAAGAGCUUACAAGGAUCCACCAAACAAGACAGCCACAAUAAGCUCCAAAACCAAUCCGGAGCAAGGGCCUUUGGGUUGCGCGAUAGAAAGGCUCUGAGGCCCUCACUGGCUUCAGAUUCAAGCCUAAGAUUGGAUAGAAUCUCCCCAAGCAGGCGAUCAAGUGGUCUUCAAGCCUUUGCAGUUCCUCCAAGGCGAGUUUCGAGGAGAAUCCUUCCUUCCGACUUGUCGUUUCAGACCCCAAGUGUGGCACAGGAGACUGGCCCGCGGAAUGGGCUCCCCGACAGCCCGGAUGAUCAAUUAGAAUCCGAGUUGAGUAUCGCGACGGGUGAGGCCGACUCGCAUAAAGACUUGGGUCAAACUGCCUUGCACGAAGGAUUCGAAGAACCCGAUCUUCCCCCAACUCCAACACAGUUAGGACUCGAAAGAUCUCCUGCACGGCCAAGAAGGCUACUAAGUAGCAGCCCGACUACCCAACGUGGUGUCCGGGGCAAGCGACGACCCACUGACUACCAAGAACAGAGUCCUUCAAAGCUUAGGAGUGUUCAUCAUGGAGCGGAAGACAAAGAUUUAUCUGGCUCUGGCCUAGAUAUGAGUCAAUCUCUAUUCCCAGUGCCUGUCUUGAUGAGACGGAAAGUGAAAGAGCAGCUUUCCAUGGAUAUACAGCAGCUCAACGAUGAGAUUGCCGAAUUGGAGAAUUGGUCGAUGAGUUCAAGCCGCCAUACUGAUAAUACAGGAUGGGAGAUGAGCAGGCUUGUGUCAUUAUUAGCCGAAAAAUCUUCUCAUGUAACAUCUGCAACGCCUGGCUCACAUGAUGAGCCUAUAUCGUCUCUAAUCUCAACGUUACUUCCAUUCUCGGCGAAAUGUCUUCGAAUAACCCCGGAGGAGGCUCUCCCACUGAACCCUUUUGCUCUUAGCGAACUUUCUCAUGCCCAAUCAUAUUUAACGAUCUUCGCCCCAUUGACCCUCAAGGCAUACUCAGAUACCUACUGCGGGUUGGAACCAGGCAUACAUUUGGAAAGACGUACCCUAGAACUGUCUCCACCGCCUCCAAUCCCUUCUACGCUCCUCGACAUAUCUAUCAACUACGAAGUAAACCUAGGAACACAGUCUAUACUCUCCAUAUCCGCACCGUUAGAUGGCGACAAGAAAGUACCGGUAUAUUUACGACAGUGGAUUGACUCAAGAUUGGCGAACCCUCUCUUGAAGUUGGACUUAUCGGGUCUAUGUUGGGGUAUAAAUCGGUAUUGGGAAGCUAUAAUUUCGCGUGCUCGAUUAUGGUCGCGACUAGAAAGCCAAUGCCAAGGACGGAUGACAAGUCAUGGAGGCACCGUUGAGCUAGGUGACUACGAAAACUCCAAUGCGCAGAUUCUCACGACACUAGAUCUGCGCAAAAUACUACCGCAUCUCGAGCGUACAUCUAUGCUUUUCGAGUCUAGGGGUGAAGAUGCUCUAAGAGUCCACCUUUCAUGCGAACUAGCCCUUGACGAAUGGGCGGGUGAGCCCCGGCUAGUGCCAACGAUCAGUAUCUCUGCGCCAUCCAAAAGGGAUGGAUGCUCAGGCAAGAAGAUAGAACAGGAUGCAAGGAGAUUAUUCCAUGCAAUCUUGAGCGAGAAGCGGAGUGACCAAAUUGGCGCAGACAUUGAAAUCGAUGCCAACACGAUAGUACAGGCUAUGGAGUGUGUUUUGGGAGCUUUUUUCUGUAUUGAUCUUGAUAAAAAUGCUUCCAAAGGGAAGAUAAAAGGGUGAAGCGGGUAUCAUUGGAACUGGAUUACCUUAAUGUUUGGAUCAACGAACCUAGUCAAGAACGAUAGCAUCAGCGUACCACUUGUUUAUGCCAAUGGAUGGAAGGCAUCUUUCCAGCGCAGCUUCACUUCUGCCAAACGAAAAAACAAGGUAGCUAGAAACAACCCAGGGAAAGAGAAGCUCAAGAUUACGAAGAAGAUUACGCAAGCUGAAAUGCAGUAUAGAUACAUUUCCGUCAUUUAGCUAGCUUACCGGGGCCUGCAUCAGGUUACCCUUGCAUAGGAUCUUGCGUGCU
Messenger RNA from Aspergillus alliaceus, 2313 nucleotides. RefSeq lists its product as uncharacterized. The transcript has 2 exons. Bases 141 to 2021 code for a protein of 626 amino acids. Lineage: Eukaryota; Fungi; Ascomycota; Eurotiomycetes; Eurotiales; Aspergillaceae. The record is from RefSeq and is a predicted model, not a curated record.